AUGCCUAUCCAGUACAGCUGCGUGGUGUAUAACACCACAGUUCUGUGCAGUUACCAAACAGCCCCAGGACCGUUCGAGAAGCUUCUGGCGUCACGUUUGUCAGAAAUUUCAACUUACAAGAAGGGAAAGAAUGUCUUCAAUGCCGGCAAUUACGUGUACUAUACGAUCACGGAGAAUGACGUCACAUUCCUAUGUACCGUCACUGCCGACGUCACCGUGAUGCAGUCCUAUGCCUUCCUAAUCCAGGUGAAGACUCUGUUUUGGCAGACAGGUUUCGGUUCAAGGGACUUGUCGUCAUCCGAACCCCACGAACUUGAUGCUGAAUUUGUUGCAGUACUUGACACACAAAUGGAGCUGUACUCGUCUGACAUAUGUACAACAAACAACGAAGUGUUGCCGCCGGACAACGAGUCCACAGCCUCAGUAACACUGGAACUAGCUGCUCUUACGGAAGGGUUCGAUGUUAUCGACGCGAAUGAAGUAAAGGAGGACGGAGAGAAAGUGGAGGAGGUUAACAUGAUCAAGGACAAUCUAAAGAAUGUCAUUAGGAAAGAAUCUUUCAAACGAUCAGAAAAAAUAGAAGAGUUGGAAUUCUUUGUCGAAAAAAAUACAAAGGAGGCCCUUGCUUUUCGGGAGAACGCCAGACGUGCCAACUGGUUUCUUAGGAAGAAGAACAGACGCAUUAGUAUCAUGCUUGGUAUCACUAUCUCUGUAACAGUAUUAGUGAUCAUCGUGGUCGUCAUAUUACUAGUGGUCGGGGUACUAGGGUAA
Ylistrum balloti is the source of this 771-nucleotide messenger RNA. RefSeq lists its product as uncharacterized. NCBI's taxonomy places the organism in Eukaryota, Metazoa, Mollusca, Bivalvia, Pectinida, Pectinidae. The record is from RefSeq and is a predicted model, not a curated record. The transcript is spliced from 6 exons. Bases 1 to 771 code for a protein of 256 amino acids.